AUGUUCUUGACGACCUCUCUCCCAUUUCUCCCACCUCCUUCGGCGUCACUCCUCCCACCCCUCACUAAUGCAUCAUCUGAUCUGUCGGCCUUCAACCAACACUCAGCUGCUCACCAACAAACAUCUCGUCGGCAGAAGGCGCACGCUACAGCUUUGCAGCGUAACAACACGCUCGCCAUCCUCAGCGCUGAUGAGAGAACAAUCGCCCAGCGCAAGAUGGCGAUAGCCAUGUACGGCUACAGCUGGCUGAAGCCUGCAGGGUGUGCCAAGACCAUGCUGGGUAGACGCGAAGAGGAACUCGAGCGGGAGGAGGUCGAAAGGCAACUGAGAGAGGUCGAACUGCAAGAGAGAAUGCAGCAGGAAGCGGAUGAACAGGAUCGUCUGGCGCAACUCGGGGAGACUGGGGAGCCCGGCGAAGGGCGGGAUCUUGAUGAAGACAUUCCGGACGCCGAUGCCGAUGAACAAGGCGACGAAGAUGAUGGUGAAGAACUGUCCGAUGAGUUCGAGGAUGUCGACGAGGAAGAUGGCAUGGAGGGAGAUCUCGACGAUGAGAUUCCUGAUGCCGACGCCGACGACGGGGUGGAAGAAGACGAAGACGAUGAUGAAAUUAUGUCUCCAGAAGCGGAAACCACCAACGCAGACUGGGUCUACGAUACACGCCGAGAACCAGACACUGACGAGGAUGAGGCUGCUGCGCUAUCACCGGUCCAUGCUGCCGCCCGAGUCAGGAUGCACGCAUCUGCAAGCGUGGCCGGCGUUUACAUCGCCAAUCGGGGAAGUGAUCGGUACGACAACUACGAUGAGCGCGACGCAGAAGAUCUGGCCGACGCGAUGCUCGACGAGGACGAGAUCUUUGAGGACAGGCGCGGCACGGAACCUGGAGAGCGAGAUCUAGACGACGACAUUCCCGAGGCCGAAUCAGAACAGGCUUGGGAACAUACCGAUACGGAAUUGGACGAAAGUGAAAUGGAUAUCUCCAUCCUCCCGGGCACUCAGAUACAGCCAGCGCACCAGCGUUCAAGCCUGCUGGGACCGUCACGCCGAAUUAGCUCUGGUAGACAGUCAACUUACCCUAGCGGCUCCAGGCGAGUUUCACAACGAAGAAGCUCCGGACCCUGGAUCAUCGGCCCUUCUGUGGGUCAGAGUCCUCAUCCUCACGGGCAUCAAGAGGUCCCCGACUCGGCCCAUCACGGCUAUACCUACAAUCGACCCACGCCUGCCGCUGCGUAUGUGGACACAGAGGGCCCGGCAAGAGUCAUUUCUGGAAACCGCGCCCAUGCUCAUGCUCACGCUCACGCCCAGGCUCAGCAGCAACACCAAUACAUCCAGACGCCAGCAAUGCUCGACAGCCCGCUCGAAGUCGACGCCGAACUGGACCGGGAUCUAGACGACGCCUUCAUCUCCACCGGUGCAAGAGGGAUCGGCGGUCGAGCCACUACGAGCAGAGGCGUCCCCGUGGCUGCGGGAUCGGACUCGCUAUCAAGCAGAGCAGGCGCAGCAGGUUUGCACGGGAAUGAAAAUCCUUCCCGCGCAACAGCUGCGCGAAACUGGCUCGACGGCGCGGCCGCUGCGGUCGGCGGGAGCGCGAGGCGGACACUGUUCGGGCGGGCCGUGCGCCGAGGCAAUGCUGUGAUUGCGAGCGCGCCCGUGAAUGCCGCCGAUAUUGAAACCACGACUACUUCUACUGGCAUAUCGAGCGGUGGGCUUUUCACUCCAUCGCCAGCUGUGGGACAAGCUGAAGGGACGGUAGCACAGGACUGGGAAACGCCGCUUAAUCGCCAGGCGAGCCAGGAGGGUGCUGCUAGUCAAGGACAGGGCCAGAGGGAGACGCGCAGCCGGAGUGGACGAUUGUUGGGUGGAAGGACGAGAAGGGAGCGGUAG
Capronia coronata CBS 617.96 is the source of this 1881-nucleotide messenger RNA. RefSeq lists its product as uncharacterized. The transcript has a single exon. Gene Ontology annotation, biological process: anaphase-promoting complex-dependent catabolic process. Bases 1 to 1881 code for a protein of 626 amino acids. Gene Ontology annotation, cellular component: anaphase-promoting complex. The record is from RefSeq and is a predicted model, not a curated record. Lineage: Eukaryota; Fungi; Ascomycota; Eurotiomycetes; Chaetothyriales; Herpotrichiellaceae.